Aspergillus oryzae RIB40 is the source of this 1683-nucleotide messenger RNA. RefSeq names its product fatty acid desaturase. NCBI's taxonomy places the organism in Eukaryota, Fungi, Ascomycota, Eurotiomycetes, Eurotiales, Aspergillaceae. Gene Ontology annotation, molecular function: oxidoreductase activity, acting on paired donors, with oxidation of a pair of donors resulting in the reduction of molecular oxygen to two molecules of water. Gene Ontology annotation, cellular component: membrane. The coding region runs from base 1 to 1683 and encodes 560 amino acids. The transcript has a single exon. Gene Ontology annotation, biological process: lipid metabolic process. The record is from RefSeq and is a predicted model, not a curated record.
AUGGUGCCGGCGAUGUCACGCAAAAACCGAGUGUGGUCGCGGAGAGAAAUCGAGGGAUUGAUAGCAGACGGGCGAAAGAUAAUCAUAUUGGGAGAUCAGGUGCUGAAGGUCGACACGUGGAUCCCAUAUCACCCAGGCGGGAAUAAAUCAAUCUUGCACAUGGUCGGUCGGGAUGCCACAGACGAAAUAACAGCUUUGCACUCAAAGGAAGCUCAGGCACAUAUGCAGAAAUAUGUGAUAGGCACAAUCAAUGGACGAUGGGAGAACUUUCUGCCUCCGAUCCAGGGAGGAAUAUUCAGACCCCUAGCAUCGAAGGGCGUCGACGACGAAACGCUCGAUGCCGAAGAAGAUAUCAGCUCAUCUGGAAAAUCGACACCACCGUCACCAGUCUUCGAUCCGGUAGAGAAAGGAGAUGGAGUUCGUCGGAGGCGUACAGGCACUGAAACGCCCAUUUCCCGAGCUUCAUCCGUAUACUCAUCAGAGCUGGAGUUGGCGCCAUUCGGAUCUGCAGAAGCAUCAAUAGCCCACGCGAUAUCAUCAGAUCUUUCAAAAUAUCCUCGUCUUGAUCAAAAGUCACAAGACGAAGUCGUCACAAAGUACCGCCAGCUCGAUGCAAAGCUGCAAUCCGAAGGACUCUACGAUUGCCCAUAUAGCUCCUACGCUGUUGAAUUCAUCCGAUACUCUGUCCUUUGCGUUCUGUUCUUGACAUCUCUUCACUAUUCCUAUUACGCUUUGUCAGGCCUUUUCCUCGGGCUACUCUGGCAUCUGCUUGCAUUCACUGUUCACGACGCCGGUCACCUAAGCAUAACCCAUGGAUUCCAUACAGACAGCUGCAUCGGGAUCUUCGUCGCAGAUUUCCUUGGUGGUCUCUCGGUCGGCUGGUGGAAGCGGAAUCACAAUGUGCAUCACAUCGCAACCAACUCGCCCGAGCACGAUCCGGACAUCCAGCACAUGCCAUUUUUUGCAAUCUCUUCUCGAUUCUUUACUUCCCUGCGCUCGACCUACUACGACCGUGAUAUGAACCUCGACGCUGCAGCACGAUUUUUUAUCAAGUACCAGCAUUACCUCUACUAUCCCAUACUUUUAUUCGGUCGUUUCAACCUGUACCGCCUAGCAUGGUCAUACCUACUCGAUCCGGCGCAAGCGCCCCGGAAAGGGUCGGCAUGGUGGCAUCGCUACCUGGAAAUGGCCGGCCAGGUGUUUUUCUGGUACUGGUAUGGCUACCGGACGCUAUACCUGUCGAUCCCAACGUGGUCAUCCCGCAUCACGUUUCUGCUCAUCUCGCAUAUGGUCACUGCCCCGUUGCACGUCCAACUCACCCUCAGUCACUUCGCCAUGUCGAGCGCCGAUGUAGGCGUCCACGAGUCAUUUGCACAGAAGAUGGUGCGGACGACAAUGGACGUCGAUUGCCCGUCCUGGUUGGACUUUAUCCAUGGCGGUCUCAAUUUCCAAGUCGUGCACCAUUUGUUCCCUCGCCUCCCGAGACAUAACUUGCGUCGCGCGCAGCCGUACGUCAAGGAGUUCUGCCAGGACGUCGGAAUGCCGUACGUCAUUUUUGGUUUCACGCGGGGAAACAAGGAAGUCAUUAGCAGACUUGGCGAGGUUGCUGAGCAAUUGAGGGUGUUGGAAGAAUGCCGAAAGGUUGCUGCGAGGGAUUUAGUCGAAGGUCGCCACGGCCAUUGA